Molecule: messenger RNA, 766 nt
Organism: Falco peregrinus (peregrine falcon)
Lineage: Eukaryota; Metazoa; Chordata; Aves; Falconiformes; Falconidae
Product: thymosin beta-15A homolog
Exons: 3
Coding region: 148-285 (45 amino acids)
Biological process (GO): actin filament organization; regulation of cell migration
Cellular component (GO): cytoplasm
Molecular function (GO): actin monomer binding
Source: RefSeq, a predicted model, not a curated record
CAGCAGGCCUAGCGGGCGGCGCGCAGCCAAUGGGCGCACGGGCUGGGCGGCGGCCGGGGUAUAUAAAGCGCCGCCCCGCACCGCGCGGUCCAGCCUCACCUGGGAGCGCAGCGGAGCGGGACGUAGCGGGCAGCGGCGGCAGGCAAAAUGUGCGACAAGCCAGACCUCUCGGAGGUGGAGAAAUUCGACAAGAAGAAGCUGAAGAAAACCAACACGGAGGAGAAGAACACGCUGCCCUCCAAGGAGACUAUUGAGCAGGAGAAGGAAUGUGUGAAGUCUUCCUAGAGUGAGAUGGCCUGGCAGGAAGAGCUACUACUUGAUUUUUUUGCUUUGAAUUAAUCAUGUGUGGGGUUUUUGUUUGGUCUUUUUUUUGUUUUUAAUUUACAUCAUGUGUAGAAAACGGCUCCAUCGCCUAAUCCACUGUCCCACCUUGCUGGCAGCUUUGGCGGGUGGGUGGAACAAAGCAUGGCCCUCUCAGUCCAUCAGUAGCCUGGCCCAACUCCAUCUCUGCUGCUCAGCCAACUCCUGUUGACAGCACUGAUCUUGCUGUAAUGCAGUGGGGAGGUGAGCAAGGGCUAUAGAGGCUCCUGGGGACGGUCCCCUUCUGCCUUGGGGAGUGGGGAUCCUUUCUGGCCUGACCCAUGGCCUGGGUCUGUCUCACAUAGUCUUCACCAACAGCAUUUUGUAGCCUCACUCACAGUUUUUUGUCUUCCUUGGGGGGGGAAAAAUGAUAAGUUUAUUAUAAAAUAAAAAAUGUAAUGACCUA